CGCAGAUCGCCAUCUCGGCAAGUCUUAAUUAACUUGGUUGAUUAAAUCUUGCCCAUCGGAUUAACCUAACGACUUGCUUUAACCGUUUUAUGUUCGGCUUUCAAACUGAGUCCAAUUAGAUGCUAGUCUAAUUUUAUGAUUUAUUCCAAUACUUAUAUUUUCAUUUAAUUCAACUUUAAAGCGGUAGUGCUUGUGAUUAAACAUGAAUUCUACGGAGUUUCGGGAGUUCGGCAAGGCAGCGAUCGAUCUUAUGGCGGAUUACUACGAUUCAAUUCGAACAAGGGAUGUGCUGCCAUCAGUUGAACCAGGAUAUUUAUUGAAAAUGCUGCCAGAAAACGCUCCCGAAGAGCCAGAAAACUGGAAAGAUGUCCUAAAAGAUUUCAAUGAAGCAAUAAUGCCUGGCAUAACCCAUUGGCACUCGCCUCAGUUCCACGCGUUCUACCCGACAGCAGUUUCUUACCCCGGCAUCGUCGGGGGCCUGCUCAGCGAUAGUCUCGCUGUCAUUGGAUUCAGUUGGAUGUCAAGCCCCGCAUGCACCGAACUGGAGGUGGUAACGAUGAAUUGGCUGGGAAAGCUCCUCGGCCUCCCUGAGGAAUUCCUCAACUGCUCUGACGGCCCUGGUGGUGGUGUCAUUCAGGGUUCCGCUAGUGAGGCAACUUUAGUCGGAUUACUCGUUGCUAAAAACAAAACCGUGCACAGACUCAUGGCAAACGAUCCCAGCCUCGAGGAAGGCGAUAUCAACGCUAAGCUCGUGGCCUACACGUCGGACCAAUGCAACUCGUCGGUUGAAAAAUCCGGACUACUCGGUUCCAUGAAAAUGCGAUUACUUAAAUCCGACGCAGAUGGAAGACUACGUGGAGAGACACUUAAAAAUGCAUUUGAAGAGGACAGAGCCCAAGGGCUAAUACCAUGCUAUGUCAUUGCCAAUCUUGGCACGACAGGCACCUGCGCCUUCGACCCCUUGUAUGAACUUGGACCGGUGUGCAAGGAAGCAAAUGUGUGGCUACAUGUCGACGCCGCCUACGCAGGAUCAGCUUUCAUUUGCCCCGAAUACAGAGUACUAAUGAAAGGAGUUGAAUACGCAGAUUCAUUUGAUUUCAACCCACACAAGUGGAUGCUUGUGAAUUUCGAUUGUUCCGCGAUGUGGGUCAAAAAUGGAUACGAUCUAAUCAACACUUUCGACAUCCAGCGUAUUUAUUUAGACGAUGUUAAGACUAACAUUAAAAUACCUGAUUAUCGUCACUGGCAAAUACCUCUCGGUAGACGAUUCAGGUCUUUGAAGUUGUGGACUGUUUUGAGAAUAUAUGGCGCAGAAGGUAUUAGAUCUCAUCUCAGAAAUCAGAUCAGCCUCGCUCAACACUUCGCAAAGUUAGUUCGAGCUGACGACCGAUUUUUGGUGGAACCCGAGCCAUCAAUGGGAUUAGUGUGCUUCAGGCUUAAAGAUGGUGACAGCGCAACACGCAAAUUGUUAGAAAAUUUAACAGAAAAGAAACAAAUCUACAUGGUGGCGGCAACUUACCGUGGCAGGUAUAUAAUCCGUUUCGUAGUCUGUUCUCAUUUAACAACGAGAGAAGAUAUUGACCUCAGUUGGAACAUAAUUAAAGAGGAAGUUGACAUGAUCGUCACGCCCACGUUACACACCAAAACUCAAAUCCCAGCGUUAGAACAUAUCGACAUUAAGAGUUUAUGUGAAAAAUCAAAGUAAUCAUAAAAUAUUUUAAUACAUAUGCAGUCAUGCUGAAUCAUUUUAAAUUAAUAUUACCUUAAGAUACCUACCUACUGCCUACAAUGUUAUGAUUGAAAUUGUAUUUGAAAACUAUGCUUAUACUUUGAUAUUGGUUAAAUUCGUAGUGCGUAGUAUUUUAUUUACGUUGUAUUUAUCUUUUCUUUCGAAUAAGAGCACAUAAUAGGUUCGUGUUUAGUCGUCAUAUCUUAAUGGGGUAAAGUGCCCUAUUAAUCAGCCACCUAAGAGUUGUUCUGACUUUAACAGAUAAUAAUGUCGUCUGCGGUAUCAAGUACCUAAUUAAUAUGGUGUUUUAAUAAUGUAAAAUUUAAUUAGUAACCACAUAAUUCAAUUAAAUUCACCAUAAACACUGCA
Molecule: messenger RNA, 2098 nt
Organism: Cydia pomonella (codling moth)
Lineage: Eukaryota; Metazoa; Arthropoda; Insecta; Lepidoptera; Tortricidae
Product: aromatic-L-amino-acid decarboxylase-like
Exons: 5
Coding region: 203-1705 (500 amino acids)
Biological process (GO): amino acid metabolic process; catecholamine metabolic process
Molecular function (GO): aromatic-L-amino-acid decarboxylase activity; pyridoxal phosphate binding
Source: RefSeq, a predicted model, not a curated record